Molecule: messenger RNA, 1159 nt
Organism: Talaromyces stipitatus ATCC 10500
Lineage: Eukaryota; Fungi; Ascomycota; Eurotiomycetes; Eurotiales; Trichocomaceae
Product: proteasome component Pre4, putative
Exons: 3
Coding region: 114-896 (260 amino acids)
Cellular component (GO): proteasome core complex
Source: RefSeq, a predicted model, not a curated record
AGGGAAGCUUCCCAACAAAUCAUCAAACACACUUCAUCAAGGCCUUCACUUCACUUCUCGUCUCCUAAUAUUUCAAAGUUUGAGGAAGUCUUGAACUAUAUCGAACUAUAAACAUGGAUCAUUUCCCUGGAACCUGGGGUCGUCCUAGAGAUGAUAUUUAUGGACCUUAUGAUCACUCCUACUUGCAGUCAUCCGGACCAAAAACGCACACACAAUCACCGGCAGUGACGGGAACUUCGGUGAUUGCAGUAAAGUUCAAUGGAGGUGUAGCGAUGGCCACAGACAACCUAGCAUCCUACGGAUCACUCGCUCGGUUCACCGAUGUAAACCGUAUUCGUACCUUCGAUGAUGCGGCUAUCGUGGGCUUUGGUGGUGACGUGUCCGACAUGCAGUACAUCGACCGUCUGUUGGGCUCUAUUCAGAUCCGAGAGAACUACACAGCUACCGGCAGCACACUCAAUGCCAAGAAUCUACACACUUACCUUGCCAAGGUUUUCUACAAACGUCGAUCUGAGAUGAACCCUUUGUGGAACCACAUACUGGUUGCAGGAUUCGAUAGCGAUGGCAGCCCCUUCCUCAGCUCUGCCGAUUUGCUCGGAACUACCUUCAGCGGGCCUCACCUUGCAACCGGGUUUGGUGCUCAUUUAGCCGUCCCCAUCCUUCGUCGUCUUUUCCCGGAGGAUACGCCGAUCGAGAAUAUCUCAAAGGAGCAAGCCAUUCAAGCUUUGAGAGAUUGCAUGAGAGUCUUGUUCUACAGAGAUGCCCGAAGCUUGGAUCAAUACACACUUGCAGUUAUCACUAAGGAUGGCGUUGAGGUCAAGAACAAGGAAAAGUUAGAAUCGCAAAGCUGGGCAUUUGCUGAGGCCAUCCGUGGAUAUGGCACACAGGUGAACUAGGAUUGAGAAUGUAUAUGGGAUGGCUACGGUUUUUGAUAGAAAUACUAUUAUGAUUCUGCCGGUUGACCCAUUACCUCAGAGUUUGCAAAAUAAUCAUGCUAUCGAAUUAAUAGCUACCCGCUUUCAAUCAACAAUCUAAAGUUUGGCAGUGGGCUUGUCAAAGAUUACACGGUUGGAGCACGUUCCAACGUCCUGGAGAGACACUUCAACGUGAUCACCAUCUUUCAACCAAAGCUGGGGUUUCCUGCCCAUGCCUACACCCU